GUGUAUAAAAUGGGUGUACAAAUGCCAGUCGGGGUUCAGUUCUGGAGAGCUGAUCCGGCUUUAUGCACGUGUGCUAAUAAAGUCUGAUUUUCCUGAAGAUCUUGCUGCCUGGUGUCGUCUUUUCCCUCGCGAAGAUGUUUUUCGACAAAUUGAAGAUUUGGACUCUGUCGUUUCCUAGACACGACAGUGGGACAGAGCCACUGCCUAAAACCCUGUGAGCCAAGAAAGCUUAAUCUGACUGUUGCACUCAACAGUGAUGUCCUUCUGCCAUGCGUUUUCAAUGUCAGCCUGCUCCAAAAGGCCCAGAGUAUGUUGGCUGCUGUGUGGACUCAUGGCCAAACAAAUUUGGUGGAGCUCAACACGUCGGGACAAGUCCAAUUUUGGAAUCAUAAGGAACACAGAGUGAACAUUAUCAAAUCUCCACAGAAAGGCAACUUCUCCAUCUUUAUCAAACUGGUCCAGGAAUCUGACCAGGGCUUGUACUGCUGUGAGCUGUUUGACGGGCAGAACGGUAGCAUGGGCUGUGAAGAGGUACAGCUCAGUCUGCAAAAAGCCCCCCCAGGCGAUACGUGGAUGGGUCUGGUGGUGAACUACUGGUACUACACAGCUGCCGGUGGGGCUGUCUUCAUAUUAUUGAUCCUUGGUUGCGCUUGCUGUGUAUGGCACAGAUGUGUUAAGGUGCAGCGAACAAGAUCUGGAAAUUCCACUAUUGAUUGGGUAAAUAACGAUUUUUACGGCAAGAUUAGCUACAAUCAAGACAAUGGACAAGAAAUGUCAUCAAUUUAAGCCAGCACAGCUGAAUUUUAGAAGAGGCUGAAGUUUUAAUCGUAUUCACUUUGUGGUAGUGCAUUUAUAGAAAUGUGUGAAAUAUUUCAACUGUUAACUAACCACAGCAUUGUGUGUUAAUUGUGUUAGGUUUUCCAUAUAUGUUUCUUUGUAAAUUAACAAUAAAGGUAAGUCAAGUACUAUAAUAAAUUGGACCACAUACUUUAUCUAAGCUGAUUGGCUCUCUGAUCCAGUCUUUUGUAUGAUUUCCGAUGUCCACUGUCAGAAUAGUCCCAGCAUCCUAAGUGGUGCAUGGGCCAGGCUGCUUGGUAGUGUAUUGCUGUCCAUUAAUAAAUAAAACAGUUAUUAUUUGGCUGAUAUUUUCUAUCCAAAGCAACUUACAGUUGAUUAGACUAAGCAGGGGACAGUCCUCUUGGAGCAAUGUGGGG
Conger conger (European conger) is the source of this 1214-nucleotide messenger RNA. RefSeq lists its product as uncharacterized. NCBI's taxonomy places the organism in Eukaryota, Metazoa, Chordata, Actinopteri, Anguilliformes, Congridae. The transcript has 7 exons. The record is from RefSeq and is a predicted model, not a curated record. The coding region runs from base 310 to 786 and encodes 158 amino acids.